CUAGUCUACUACUACUAUAAAUAUAACGGUUGAUACAUCCCAGAAUUGCAAAAUAAGCAUUAUCAUAAGCAAAUUGAAAUGAAGCCUGUUUCCAUAUUCCUUGUGUUGUUCGUUGUCUUCCUGGUCGUUCUUGAGUCGCCGGAGAAGAUUGAAGCAAAGUUCAAAUGCGUGGAGGAGUACGGCGGAAAAACUGGCAUGGAUUGUAGCACUAAAUUCUUCCCAACGUUGUGCCGCCAAAACUGCCGUGCUAUGAAAGGCGCGAAAAACGGUAUAUGCAUAAAGAAAAAUAAGCAUACCAAAUGCUACUGCGACUUUUGCAAAGAAUGAUUAGAGUUGCAAGAACGUAUGGCCUCAGCUUCAACGCAUAUCAAAUAAGAGACCCCUUUCGCUUAAGCGUAUCUACUUCCAUAUGAAUUAAUAAAUGUAUGUGCUCAUGUGAUAAUAAUGCCCCAACAAUUUCAUCGACCGUCAACUACUAUCACUUUGUUUGUGUAUGUGUUAUAUCAUUGUAUCAUUUCAUGUAUGCUUAGGUUAUAAAUUUAUAACGUUCCAUUUGCUAAAAUAA
Messenger RNA from Raphanus sativus (radish), 565 nucleotides. Its product is annotated as defensin-like protein 197. Lineage: Eukaryota; Viridiplantae; Streptophyta; Magnoliopsida; Brassicales; Brassicaceae. Gene Ontology annotation, molecular function: sodium channel inhibitor activity. The transcript is spliced from 2 exons. Bases 79 to 327 code for a protein of 82 amino acids. Gene Ontology annotation, cellular component: extracellular region. The record is from RefSeq and is a predicted model, not a curated record.